Messenger RNA from Erinaceus europaeus (western European hedgehog), 3896 nucleotides. RefSeq names its product myosin IF (gene MYO1F). Gene Ontology annotation, molecular function: ATP binding; microfilament motor activity; actin filament binding. Gene Ontology annotation, cellular component: actin cytoskeleton; vesicle; microvillus. Gene Ontology annotation, biological process: vesicle transport along actin filament; actin filament organization. The record is from RefSeq and is a predicted model, not a curated record. The transcript has 28 exons. Lineage: Eukaryota; Metazoa; Chordata; Mammalia; Eulipotyphla; Erinaceidae. Bases 157 to 3453 code for a protein of 1098 amino acids.
GAGGAACUCAGAGCUGGGAGUCCCUGCGGGCAGUGAACAGAGCCAUGACCCAGCCACCCCCCUGAGCCUGCACCCCUCCAUCACCCCGCCAUCAACUAUUGGGACAACACCCCUUUGCCCCCAGGGCUGCAGACGCUGAGCGCGCCCCUCCCCACCAUGGGCAGCAAGGAGCGCUUCCACUGGCAGAGCCACAAUGUAAAGCAGAGCGGCGUGGACGACAUGGUGCUUCUGCCCCAGAUCACGGAGGACGCCAUCGUGGGCAACUUGAAGAAGCGCUUCAUGGAUGACUACAUAUUUACCUACAUAGGCUCUGUGCUCAUCUCCGUCAACCCCUUCAAACAGAUGCCCUACUUCACGGACCGUGAGAUUGAUCUCUACCAGGGAGCGGCCCAGUAUGAGAACCCUCCACACAUCUAUGCCCUCACGGAUAAUAUGUACAGGAACAUGCUUAUUGACUGUGAGAACCAGUGUGUCAUCAUCAGUGGAGAGAGUGGUGCUGGGAAGACGGUAGCAGCCAAAUACAUUAUGGGCUAUAUCUCCAAGGUCUCCGGUGGGGGCGAGAAGGUCCAGAACGUGAAGGAUGUCAUCCUACAGUCCAACCCCCUGCUGGAGGCCUUCGGCAAUGCCAAGACCGUGAGAAACAACAACUCCAGUCGCUUUGGCAAAUACUUCGAGAUCCAGUUCAGCCGCGGGGGAGAGCCGGACGGGGGCAAGAUCUCCAACUUCUUGCUGGAGAAGUCUCGGGUGGUCAUGCAGAACGAGAACGAGAGGAACUUCCAUAUCUACUACCAGCUGCUGGAGGGCGCCUCCCAGGAGCAGCGACAGAACCUGGGGCUCAUGACCCCCGACUACUAUUACUACCUCAACCAAUCGGACACGUACAAGGUGGACGGCACGGAUGACCGCAGCGACUUUCAGGAGACCCUGAGCGCCAUGCAGGUGGUUGGGAUCCCACCCAAUGUACAGCAGCAGACCCUGCAGCUGGUGGCGGGCAUCCUGCACCUGGGCAACAUCAGCUUCCGUGAGGACGGCAACUAUGCCCAGGUGGACAGCGCUGACCUGCUGGCCUUCCCUGCCUACCUGCUGGGCAUCGACAGCGGGCGGUUGCAGGAGAAGCUGACCAGCCGGAAGAUGGACAGCCGCUGGGGGGGCCGCAGUGAGUCCAUCGACGUGACUCUGAACGUGGAGCAGGCGGCCUACACCCGCGAUGCACUGGCCAAGGGGCUGUACGCCCGCCUCUUCGACUUCCUGGUGGAGGCCAUCAAUCGAGCUAUGCAGAAACCCCAAGAUGAGUACAGUAUCGGGGUGCUUGACAUCUAUGGCUUUGAAAUCUUCCAGAAAAAUGGCUUCGAGCAGUUUUGCAUCAACUUCGUCAAUGAGAAGCUCCAGCAAAUCUUCAUCGAGCUCACCCUCAAGGCAGAGCAGGAGGAGUAUGUGCAAGAGGGCAUCCGCUGGACACCCAUUCAGUAUUUCAACAACAAAAUCGUCUGUGACCUCAUUGAGAAUAAGCUGAGCCCUCCGGGAAUCAUGAGCGUGCUGGAUGACGUGUGUGCCACCAUGCAUGCCACCGGCGGGGGCGCCGAUCAGACUCUCCUGCAGAAAUUACAGGUGGCCGUGGGCAACCAUGAGCACUUCAACAGCUGGAGCGCCGGCUUUGUCAUCCACCACUAUGCUGGCAAGGUCUCCUAUGAUGUCAGCGGCUUCUGUGAGAGGAACAGAGACGUCCUCUUCUCCGACCUCAUAGAGCUGAUGCAAUCCAGCGAGCAGGCCUUCCUUCGCAUGCUGUUUCCUGAGAAGUUGGACGUGGACAAGAAGGGCCGGCCCAGCACAGCCGGCUCUAAGAUCAAGAAACAAGCCAACGACCUGGUGAGCACCUUGAAGAAAUGUACCCCACAUUACAUUCGCUGCAUCAAGCCCAACGAGACCAAGAGGCCGCGGGACUGGGAGGAGAGCCGGGUGAAGCACCAGGUGGAGUAUCUGGGCCUGAAAGAGAAUAUCCGGGUACGCAGGGCAGGUUUCGCCUACCGCCGCCAGUUCUCCAAGUUCCUGCAGAGGUACGCCAUCCUGACCCCUGAAACAUGGCCACACUGGCGUGGGGAUGAGCGUCAGGGGGUCCAGCACCUGCUGAGGACGGUCAACAUGGAGGCGGACCAGUUCCAGAUGGGUAGCACCAAGGUCUUCAUCAAGAACCCAGAGUCGCUCUUCCUCUUAGAGGAGGUGAGAGAACGCAAGUUCGACGGCUUUGCCAGAACCAUCCAGAAGGCGUGGCGACGCCACGUGGCUGUGCGCAGAUACGAGGAGAUGCGGGAAGAAGCAUCCAACAUCCUGCUGCACAAAAAGGAACGUCGGAGAAACAGUCUGAACCGCAACUUCGUGGGCGAUUACCUGGGGCUGGAGGAGCGGCCGGAGCUGCGGCAGUUCCUGGCUAAGAGGGAGCGCGUGGACUUCGCCGACUCGGUCACCAAGUACGACCGGCGCUUCAAGCCCAUCAAGAGGGACUUGAUCCUGACACCCAAGUGUGUGUAUGUCAUCGGGCGUGAGAAGGUGAAGAAGGGGCCCGAGAAGGGGCAGGUGCGGGAGGUGCUGAAGAAGAGGCUGGACAUCCAGGCGUUGCGAGGAGUCUCACUCAGCACCCGGCAGGACGACUUCUUCAUCCUCCAGGAAGAUGCAGCUGACAGCUUCCUGGAGAGCGUGUUCAAGACGGAGCUCAUCAGCCUGCUGUGCAAACGCUUCGAGGAGGCAGCGCGCCGGCCCCUGCCCCUCACCUUCAGCGACACACUACAGUUCCGGGUGAAGAAGGAGGGCUGGGGCGGAGGCAGCACCCGCAGCGUCACCUUCGCCCGGGGCUCAGGGGACCUGGCAGUGCUCAAGGCCAGUGGCCGCACCCUCGUGGUCAGCGUGGGCGAUGGGCUGCCCAAGAGCUCCAAGCCUACACGAAAAGGAAUGACCCAGGGAAAGCCACGCAGGUCGGGCCCAGCACCUACCAGGGCAGCUCCUGGACCCCCCAGAGGCAUGGACCGAAAUGGAGUUCCUCCCUCUGCCAAGAGGGGACCCUUGCCUCUCGAGAUCCCAUCUGGAGGGGCUUCCCAGCGGCGACCCCAGGCCCCACCAGCCUCAGCCCUGGGGGCCAGCAGGCGCCACCGGGCACAGCCCCCUUCAGAGCACAACACGGAAUUCCUCAAUGUGCCUGAUCAAGGCGUGGCUGGGAUGCAGAGGAAGCGGAGUGUGGGACAGAGGCCAGUGCCCGGGGUGGGCCGGCCCAAGCCCCAGCCACGGACACACGGUCCCCGGUGCCGGGCUCUGUACCAGUAUGUGGGUCAGGAUGUGGAUGAACUCAGCUUCAAUGUGAACGAAGUCAUUGAAAUCAUCAUGGAAGACCCCUCAGGCUGGUGGAAGGGCCGACUGCACGGUCAGGAGGGUCUCUUCCCGGGAAACUACGUGGAGAAGAUCUGAGAGAGACUGGGCCCAGGAUCCUCUACACGCCAACCAGUCUUGAGAUAUCUUUGGUGGCAUCUGCCAAGGGCCUGAUGAUGUGGCCUUUAGCCAACACGGGGGCUGACCCCAUCACACCUGCUGUCCCCAUGUCCCCACUUGAUCCUGUCUCAAACGGAUAAACAGCCAAACCUACCUCCCAGCCACUGCAUGAGUGAGAGACAACAGUCUUGUCCUGUCACCAUGGGGGGACAUCCUCAGCCUUGGAGCCUGAGCCAUGGAGAGAAUGUUGGACUCUCAGGCAGGAGGUCCUGAGUUUGAUCCCCGGCAUCGCUUUUGUGCCAGAGGGAGGCCCUGAUUCUCAAUCUCAUGGGGAUAAAUCAAUAAAUCUUAAAGGGAAGAACGGGGGUGGGUUUUCUACAUGUGGCUGGCCUAAUGUUACAAUAAACGUUUCCCAGGUACAA